Melitaea cinxia (Glanville fritillary) is the source of this 771-nucleotide messenger RNA. RefSeq lists its product as uncharacterized. The record is from RefSeq and is a predicted model, not a curated record. Lineage: Eukaryota; Metazoa; Arthropoda; Insecta; Lepidoptera; Nymphalidae. The transcript has 2 exons. The coding region runs from base 112 to 642 and encodes 176 amino acids.
UAUUAUUUGACAACAAAAUAAGCACACAAAGUACUCUCACUAUAAUUAUAAUUUAUAUUAUUGUUCUUUAUCUUUUUAUAACUUAAAAUACUUGUUUUAUAAGUACCAAAAAUGUCGAUGCGUAACGUAGAAAUAAAAGCUAGAGUCCACGACUUCGAUGCAAUAUGCAAAAUUGCUGAAGAACUUAGCGGCGCACCACCGACUGUUAUCCAUCAAAAUGAUACUUUUUAUAACGUAAACACAGGACGUCUGAAACUGAGGAUGUAUGCUGAUGGAUCAGCUACUCUGGUGAGGUAUGAUCGUGAUGAUGAACAGGGGCCGAAGUUAAGCAAUUACGAUCUUCUGGACUUCUCAGUGAACGAAAGUGAUAAAAUUAAAACUCUAGAUAAGAUGAUGAAACAAUGUCUGGGAGUUCGUGGAAAAGUUAUUAAAGAACGGAGAUUAUACAUGGUCGAUCAAACCCGCAUACAUAUAGAUAAAGUCGAAGAUCUCGGCAGUUUCAUGGAACUAGAAGUGGUGCUUCAUCCUGAACAGACAUUGAUAGACGGUCAGGCCAUCGCAAGGGACUUGCAAGACAAGCUCCGAGUUAAAGAUGAAGAUUUAAUAAAUUGUGCCUAUGUUGAUUUAUUUGAUAAGAAAUAAUAUUUCAGUUGUGUUAUAUUCAACAUUUUGUUGGUAUAGCUUUGUUAAAAUUAUUCAAAUAAUUACAAUAUUAAAGUACACAAUUUUAAAGUACACAAUAAAAUUAUUUAAAUAUGAGAUAUAUUGGUA